AUGGAAAAUAACACGACAGUAAACCAGUGCCAUCCUGCAACGAUGGGUCACUUCAUGGUCGCAUUGAUGUUAAUUGCAAUGCCAUUUCAUAUUCUGAUUUCAUAUACGCUUGCAAAAGACAGCACACUGUUUCUGCCGCGGCACAGAAUCCUGCUCUGCCUCUCCAUUUCGCAUGGAUUUCAGCUAACGAUACCAUUUGUAUCAACAGUUAUCAUGAAAUUUGGAAGCUUACAUGCCCAAGGAACUCCCUGUCAAGUGAUGCGGAGCAUCGUUCAGUUUAGUGCAGGGGUGACCAUUGUGGUCUCAGGUUUUACCUUGAUUGCAUUGUCAGUGGAACGCUAUAUUGCUUGCAUUCACGGUGCUCGAUUGCAUCAGAUUGUAACAAAUCAAAGAGUUACUUCUUUAUUGGUGGGUUUCUGGUUUCUUGGAGCUGUUAGUGGAGGAUUGAUCUUCAUAGGUAAGCAGAAGACCGUGGUUGCAUCCACAAUCCUCAGCGACACACCCAGUAUAAAAAUUUUGAUAGUCGUCAUUACGUUCCCAACAUGUCUGAUCCUCGUGUUUGUUCAAACUCGCCUAUUCAUAGUAAGUCGAAGACAGAUAACAAGGGUUAUGCCUGGUAUGGCUGGUAGGAGACAUCCGGAACAAAACAACAUGGGCAGGAGGCAGAUUAAGGUUGCUGUAAUCGCUGGCAUAGUGAUCAUCUCAUAUGUGACAUUGAUAAUCCCGAGCACAUAUCAUGUAGCUCUGGAUAUAGUGUCCAAUGGCCUGAAACCCAUGCCGCUCAAAUCGAAUCUUGUUGCUUUGUGGGCAGUAAAUGCCUUCGUCGACCCGUUUGUGUAUGGCCUAGGGAUGCUUGAUGUUAGGAGAGCCAUCAUCAGGCAAAUCAAAAUGAUUCGUUUGUGCACGCAGUAG
Rhopilema esculentum is the source of this 912-nucleotide messenger RNA. NCBI's taxonomy places the organism in Eukaryota, Metazoa, Cnidaria, Scyphozoa, Rhizostomeae, Rhizostomatidae. The record is from RefSeq and is a predicted model, not a curated record.